This is a messenger RNA of Amyelois transitella, 4655 nucleotides long. Its product is annotated as WD repeat-containing protein 44. The record is from RefSeq and is a predicted model, not a curated record. Bases 164 to 3403 code for a protein of 1079 amino acids. NCBI's taxonomy places the organism in Eukaryota, Metazoa, Arthropoda, Insecta, Lepidoptera, Pyralidae. The transcript has 21 exons. Gene Ontology annotation, molecular function: protein binding.
CUGUUAAUACUGUUGUCAAAAGUCAAGUCGGUUGAUGUUGAUUUGAUGAGUGGAAUUCAACUUUCUUCUUGUAGAGAAUAUGUAAUUAUUCGUCUGACGAUAAUGUAAUAAAUUUACACAACAAAAUAUUUGGUGUUAGUCGCUACCCCUUUAUUGUUUUAUAAUGGGCGACAGUAGUGAUUCCGAGGAGUUCUAUGAUGCAGAGUUCACACCCAUUGAAAGUUCAGACAUCAAAGAUAGUAAUAAAGACAUACAUACAACCGAAAAGACAAAAUCCCCCUUAGGGAAGGUCAGUGACCCGCCUGGAGGAAACACCGUUCCGACCACAACAGUAGGACCUGCGAAAAGUGAGACUGUUGAAGAUGAUAGGACCACUGUCAAAAAUGUAGUGCAAGGCCGCCGGAGAUUUCAGGAGCUGCGGCGGUGCAUGCAGACGGAGGAGGAGGACGAGGCGGAGGGGGGGCCGGACGCCGCGGGAUCCGUGGACCACCAGACGUUUGCUUCGGAACACCCUUUCAAGAUAAUAGCUCAUGACACCAUGAGCCUUCAGAGUAUGACGUCGCUCGGCCGCAUCGGCCGGAUACUGAGCGGGGCGGCCGAAUCUCAUCCAAACCUACGAGACGCCGCCGCCGCCCCCCCUGUCUCCAGAGAGCCGUCCACCACAUCAGACGACCCUGUAACCACAGACAGAAGUCAAAAUGUGCUAGCCAUGGCGGAGCCCGACGUGAUAGCGAGCACCAAGGCCAACAGCCUGAAGCAGGCGCGGGCCAGCGCCGUGGUGGCCGUGAGCGGGCCGCGCCCGCCCGUGGCGCCGCCCCGGAGGAAGAAGAGGAACAAACUCCACGGUUCUCAAUCUUUAUCUGUGGCGGACGGCGCUGAUGACAACCUCAGCAUAUGUACGACAGACACCGACGAGUUACAAUAUAUGGCGCGCAAGAGUGAGAAACUGAACUCACUAGUUCUGGAGAACACGUCGACUCCGCAUCAGACAAUGGCGCUUCCCAGUCCGGCUAGUACCAUAGAGUCACUGACCAGAGAGUUCCAGGACUCAUUGGAACUGUCACACUCUAAAUACGGCAGCGACCGAUCAUUCGCCACUCCGCGCGAGAGUUCCCUACCGCGCAACAUGUUGAGCGAGCACGCCAAUUUGCUGGGCGAGCUCGCCAACUUGUCGGGCAACUUGUCGGGCGAGCAGCGCGGCGCUGCGCCCGCGCAUCACGCCACGAGCACGGCUUUGCAUUUGGCGCAUCAUUUGCAGGAUGUCAGUGAUGCUGUUAGGGCCAGUGAAAUGUGGCUGGGGUCCGCUCCGUCAGCUGAGGAGCGUCGCGGGGCAGUUCGCACCCACAGCGAGGGCAGGGCUUCGCAUUCCUCGCUGGGUAACGCUCACAGCAGACGAGCCACUUGCGAGCACAACGCGAGCGGCUCCCGCCGAAGGUCUGCCGGGGACGAGCAGCAGCUGGCGCUCGGGCUGCGGACCAGGACCACGUCGGGGCACCAGCUCACCGACAUCGAGAUCCUGGAGCAGGUCACCGUGCUCAACCUGGACACAGGAGAGCGGGUCCCACUAAGCGUGGCGGAACACAAACUCCCGCAAUGCAUAAAUCCGCUAAGUCUUCACAUCAUGAGGUUAACAUCGGAAUAUAUCGGGAGGCCGAACGAUGACGACAAUGCGAGUGGCGCAGUGAAAACCACGCGCACAUAUACGAGUCUAUGGCGCAAACAUUUGUCUGUCAGUUUGUACGCGUCCACAUUCAACCUAACCAGAACGACCAUACGGCGAACUGACUCCGACUACAGUAUAACAACUAGAGAAACUGACGAGGAAAGUGAGAGUGUGUGCGCGGGCGGCGCCGAAGAUGACACGAAAGACACCAAGCGGGAGUCAGCCGAUAGACAGAACACGAUCCGGAGGAAAACUGAAAAGUUGAAACGUUUCUUCGGUAGCACGGUUAAACGGACCGUAGACGCGGCAAAAUCCUUAGCGGCCGAAGUAUCAUCAGCCAGGCACAAAGAAGAUGUGUCGGAUAUAGCGGACGAUGUCAGAGGCGAACACAAUAUAAAGUUGAAAGCGUCAAAUUCACAUAAAGGACCUUACGACUUCGACGGAUGCGUUAGACAUGUUCAGGAAAUGGGCGAUGGUCACGCGGGCGCCGUGUGGUGUUGCAAGUUCAGUGUGUGCGGCCGAUUGCUGGCGACCGCUGGACAAGAUAAACUGCUUAGAGUGUGGGUCACCAGGGAUGCACAUCAUAUGUUCCAGGACAUGAGAACAAAAUACAACGCCGAACAGAAGUCGUCCCCCACUCCGUCGCAGGAGUCGCUGUCGUCGCUGGGCGCGGCGGGGGGCGGCGUGGGGGGCGUGGGGGGCGCGGGGGGCGCGGGGGAGCCCCCCACACCCGCCGCCGCGCCCUUCAGCCCGCGCCCCUUCUGCGUGUACGCGGGGCACACCUCCGACCUGCUGGACGUCUCCUGGUCCAAGAAUUACUUUAUAUUGUCCUCCUCAAUGGAUAAAACUGUCAGGCUGUGGCACAUUUGCCGUGGCGAGUGUCUGUGCUGCUUCCAGCACAUAGACUUCGUGACUGCGAUCGUGUUCCACCCGAGGGACGACAGGUACUUCCUGUCCGGAAGCCUGGACGGCAAGCUGAGGCUCUGGGACAUUCCUGAUAAGAAGGUGGCCGUAUGGAACGAAGUUGACGGCAAAACGAAACUGAUAACCGCGGCCAACUUCUGCCAGAACGGCAAGUUCGCCGUAGUCGGCACUUACGACGGCCGCUGCAUCUUCUACACGACAGACCAGCUGAAGUACCACACGCAGAUCGAUGUGAGGUCGACUAGAGGGAAGAAUUCUACAGGGCGUAAAAUAAGCGGUAUCGAGCCUAUGCCGAACGACGACAAAAUACUAAUAACCUCAAACGACAGUCGAAUCAGACUAUACGACCUACGAGACCUGAACUUAUCGUGUAAAUACAAGGGCUACGUCAACGUCUCCAGCCAGAUCAAAGCGUCAUUCUCGCACGACGGAAAAUAUAUAGUCAGCGGUUCAGAAAACCAAUGCAUUUAUAUAUGGAAGACAUAUCAUGACUAUUCUAAAUUCACAUCGGUCAGAAGAGACAGGAAUGAUUUCUGGGAGGGUAUAAAAGCGCACAAUGCGGUCGUGACGUGUGCCGUUUUCGCGCCAAACCCCGAUCACAUGAUAAGGAUGAUAGCUGAGAGGGAAGAGGAGGCGAGAUUGGCCAGUAACGGUGAUAAGGAGGUUGAUGAAGUGAAGAACGCAGAAGGCGGCAUGGUGUCUUCCUCGCAGACUGGCCACGUCUUAGUCAGUGCAGACUUCAACGGUUGCAUCAAGGUUUUCGUGCACAAAGCCAAGCCCAAACAUAGUUCCCUGCCGGCCUCCGCCCUCGCUUAGUAACGUUUUACCACAGAAUUAAUUUGAAAACCUAGUUUUUUCGGGGACUAUUACAGUUGUAAUAUCUUGUGCCGGUAUCAAUGUACCGGAGCAGAUUACGAAAAAGCAGUAUUUUGGUACCGGUAGCGCCGUAUGAUACUGAUAUCAGAGUAUUUGCGUACAUAGUAAUGUUAUACCGUAUAUUUGUAAAAGCUAGUAUUUUCGGAGACUGUUUAAACUGCUGUUAUGAUAUCUAGUACCAGCAUCAAUAUACCUGUUUUAAAUAGCAGGUUUUUGAGUUACAGUACUAGUACAGUCAACAGCAUAUCAACCUACCCAAUCCUACUACUAUUAUAAAGGCGAAAGUUUGUAUGGUAUAUGGAUGUUUGUUACUCUUUCACGCAAAAACUACUGAACCGAUUACCAUGAAAUUUGGUAUGUAGGUAGCUGAAGACCCAGAAUAACACAUAGGCUACUUUUUAUCCCAGAGUUCCCGCGGGAUUGAUAGGGUUUCCAUGCGGACGAAGUCGCGGGCGGCCUCUAGUUCACUAUAAAUUCGAAUGUAUUACCGCGUCAUUGAGUUCCACGCAGGGUACUUUAUAUGCAGUUGACUAUAGCACGUAGAUGGACGCAUCUCUGAUAUUAUAUUAGACUUUAAUGGCUCCAAAUACCUACCACCGCUCUCGCAAGUGCAAUAUUUACUUGGUAUAAAUCUGAUACUAUGGAUACAAAAAAUAAGCAUGGCUUGCAAUACUAGUAUUUUGAAAUACUGAUAUUUUUGAGAAGCGUUUGAUUUGACCAUGGUCUGAAAACAAUAUCUCACGAUUCCGGGUACAUUGUAUCCAUUACUAGUGCAUGUGAUUCUAACUUUUGAGAAUUGAGUAUGAAAACAUAAUACCUCUCAUUGGUUCAAUAAAAUUGAUUAAAUGUAAAUUUAUCUUUUAUCAUAGUUGAUAUAUAGGUAUAUCAACAUUAUGUAUUCAAUCUUUUUUCUAUUAAUUUCUAAAUUUCUUCUGAUUUAUACGUAGGAUAGUGUAAUUAGAGUAACUAAGACCAAACGAUAUUUUUUCUAUUCUUUUCAAUAUAACAGUAUUUAACCCGUCCCCUAUUACUUUUCUCUUUUUUUUCUUUAAAAUUAAUAUUAAAAAUUAAGUUCUUGCCUUAUAUUAAAACCAUGUGAUCAUAUCGUGUUAGGUGUACAUUGAUUAUUUAGUGUGUAUAAAAUCGUGAUGCCAUCAUUUUUUAUCAAAUAAAAGAUUAUGUAUAUUUUUAA